AUGUUUGAGGAAUCUGUGUCAAUUUGGGCUUCCAUGAACAGCUGGUUCACUCCAACUGUUUUCUUUGUCCUCCUCAAUGUCAUGAUAGGCACCAUUGCCAUUGCUUCAAACUUAGGCACCAACCAGAAACACCAAGACCCACAAAACCAGCAGCAAGGCCUUGCUAGAUCUCCAUCUGUGCUGCAGAGGAUCAAAUCCAUCAACCUCUACCACUAUAGAUCCCCAGAGCCACACACCAACACCUUUGAGAAAAACCCAGAAACUACUGAGAGCACCCAUUAUGCUUUUAGGCACACCCAGGAACCGGAGCAACCCCAAUUCACCAGAUCCCCUUCUUUGCUACAGAGGCUCAAGUCCAUCAACUUCUACAUUCCACAAGAUUUUUCCACCAACCCAUCACAACCCUCCACCAACCCGUCACAAACCAUCACCACCACAACCACUCUGCACAAAACUCAGGAGCCAGAAUCCCAUUCUGAACAUGACCAGUUCCAAGAUGAAGACCAUUUUGAAGACCAUGAACACACAGAAAGCUCAGAACCAGAAUCAGAAGAAGAGCAGAGCCUGGAUGAGAUUUACAGUCAGCUGAAGCCUCUACAGGACCAUCAUGUGAGCAGGACGAAGUCAGACACCAAACCAGCAUCCGGAGAAGUACCCACUAAGCUCCCAAAGAAGAUGAAGAAGUCUGCGAGUUCCAAGUCUGCAUUUGGUCAUUUUAAAGAAGAUGAUAUUGUGGAGAUUCGCCGGCCAGCGACUGUGAGGGAGAGGAAAGCUAAAGUGACAGAGGAUGAGGAGGUGGAUGCCAAGGCGGAUGAUUUCAUCAACAAGUUCAAGAACCAGCUGAAGCUGCAAAGGUUGGAUUCCAUCAUAAGGUACAAGGACAUGCUCAAUAGAGGGACAUAA
Prunus armeniaca (apricot) is the source of this 903-nucleotide messenger RNA. The record is from the annotation of a GenBank genome assembly. Lineage: Eukaryota; Viridiplantae; Streptophyta; Magnoliopsida; Rosales; Rosaceae.